AUGACGAUACGGCUAUACCUAGAUACAAGAACGAAGGGAUCAGACUACUUGGAAUUCACUGACAUCUUACACAACUUGACAGCUUACAGCCUACAAUCUCAAAACACCGCCUCCCUGAUCCAUAGCCGUUGUGCCAGACCGCCUUGCCAACAAGAUAGCCAUCAUCACCGGCUCGUCUUCCGGAAUAGGCCGUGCCAUAGCCCUUUCUUUCGCCUCUCAUGGCGCAAAAGUCAUCUGCUCAGACUUGCGCGAAGAAGCACGCGUCCCCGGGCCCUCUGGCGAAGCCUCCACCACCGAAACGACCGUGCAGGCCAUCACAUCUGCUGGAGGCCACGCGAUAUUCGUAAAGUGCGACGCCACCGAUUCCGAGGAGAUAGAGGCCCUAGUAUCAAGAGCAGUUGCAGAGUACGGCUGGCUCGACAUGAUGGUGAACAACACCGGAAUCACAGUGGAGUUGGGGACACCGCACGGACCCCGACCGGUGUGGGAGUACGACGAAGAUGCCUUCGACAAAACCCUCCAAGUCAACGUCCGCGGCGUCUUCCUCGGCGCCAAAUACGUCGCCCGCGCUAUGAAAGACUAACAGCCGCACCCGAAUGGCGAUCGUGGGUGGAUUGUCAACCUCGCGAGCGUCUUUGGCCUCGGCGGCGGUCCCAACUCGAGCGGCUACAUUACGUCCAAGCACGCCGUCAUGGGGCUCACAAAGGCGGCGGCGUGGGAUUGUGCACCUCGCAGGAUCCAUGUUAA
This is a messenger RNA of Ascochyta rabiei, 747 nucleotides long. RefSeq lists its product as uncharacterized. NCBI's taxonomy places the organism in Eukaryota, Fungi, Ascomycota, Dothideomycetes, Pleosporales, Didymellaceae. The record is from RefSeq and is a predicted model, not a curated record. Bases 1 to 747 code for a protein of 248 amino acids. The transcript has a single exon.